Messenger RNA from Macrosteles quadrilineatus (aster leafhopper), 1297 nucleotides. Its product is annotated as bombyxin A-3 homolog. Gene Ontology annotation, molecular function: hormone activity. The record is from RefSeq and is a predicted model, not a curated record. The coding region runs from base 19 to 396 and encodes 125 amino acids. The transcript has 3 exons. Lineage: Eukaryota; Metazoa; Arthropoda; Insecta; Hemiptera; Cicadellidae. Gene Ontology annotation, cellular component: extracellular region.
UUUCCUUGGAAGGUCGAGAUGAGAACGUUUUUGCUAGUUGCACUCUCAUCACUGAUUGCGCUCUCGUAUGGAGAUGACGACAUGUUUGCCUUAGACAAGAAGAGCGGCCGCAAGCACUACUGUGGCAAGGAGCUCAGACGGAACCUCAUGUUCCUGUGUGACAGCAUCUAUAAGAGAAGCUCCUCUGACGGCACUUCAGGUCACGAAGACUGGGUAAUGAACCUCAUUGGCAUGGAGGACCCGCAGAUGAUUUAUCCGUUCCGGUCCAGAGCCAAAGCUUUUGCAGUGAUUCCAGAGUACUUCCGCCGACAAACUCGAGGGGUUGCUGACGAAUGUUGCUCCAAACCUUGUACAAUAGACGAGCUCUCCAGCUACUGCGGUCAACGGCCUUCGUAACUUCAAAACAUUUAUUUUCUUCACAGUUAAAAAGUGCAUUUUUUUGUUACAAGAUAAACUAAAUAGUUCAUAGACACAUUCAGGGAGUCUUUUUAAUUAUGUUCAGGAAAGUGUUACUAUUUUCAAAAGUAUACAUAUUUAUUUAGCAAUAUUCCAAAUGAAAAAGCAGCUCCCCAAUCAACAUUCAGGCACAAAAUGGGAGCCUUGUCAAAAAAAUCUGUGAGAACUCAUUGAACCUCCGUUAUACCAAAAUUCCUCAUAACAUAACUCUAUAUUCAGCUUCAGUUAAUUUCUAAACCACCCUAGGAUUUAUUAUUUCCCCUAUAUAAUCGAUUUAGACCACGCACAUGUGAACAAUCUACAUAUUUAUAAAAGUUCUACCAUAAGAAAAUCUUUGAAGUUUAUAAAUAUUUCUGCCCAAAUUCACAAAAUAUAUAGGUACCUAAUAAUUAAAUGUUUAAAACAAAAAAUUCCAUUAUUUUUCACAGCCAUUAUGUCACGUUUUUGUAUCUUUAAAAAUUGGAAACCCCUUUUUGAACUAAGAUUUCUCAUAAUGAAAAUUACACUUUCCUGUAUCCACAUUCUAAACAUACUUGACUGAGGUACUAGUUCCUACUACAAUAGCAAAAAUAUGUAUAGAUAAUUUUGAAAUAUUUUAAUUUUGUUUUUCUGUAAGACUUAAUUUAGCAGUUAGCAAAUUCAGUUGUAAUUGUUUCUUAACUCUUUAGGUUUCUAUACUAUAGUUUCAUUAGACCAGUUUUUCCAUACUGACUUAUCACUCAAAUGUGAACUAUUAGUUGUCACUGUAGUCUAUUACUGGUAAUAUUAACUAUUAACCUUACAUUACUGGUAUUAUAAUUUAAUAGCAUUUAAGACAACUGAAAAACUUCAAUAAAUAUUA